Molecule: messenger RNA, 1841 nt
Organism: Cajanus cajan (pigeon pea)
Lineage: Eukaryota; Viridiplantae; Streptophyta; Magnoliopsida; Fabales; Fabaceae
Product: pectinesterase/pectinesterase inhibitor
Biological process (GO): cell wall modification
Molecular function (GO): pectinesterase activity; enzyme inhibitor activity
Source: RefSeq, a predicted model, not a curated record
AACCCACUCCGAGGUCAUUAUUCUUCACCGGUAUCUCCACAACCUCCCCAAGCCUUCAUCUAAAGGGGAGGAUUUGGAAUAAUAAGGGCAGAAAAGAAAAAGAAAAAAGAUGUCUGGAAAAAUAAUUGUCUCCGCUGUUUCUCUCAUCCUCGUGGUAGGAGUUGCCAUCGGCGUAGUGGUGGCUGUUAAUAAGAAGGGAGAUGACAACCAGCUUCACUCCCAACAAAAAUCCGUGAGUGUCAUAUGCCAAAACACUGAAGACCAAAAACUGUGCCAUGAGACUCUGAGCUCGGUGAAAGGCCUAGACACCGCAGAUCCAAAGGCUUACAUAGCAGCGGCUGUGAAAGCCACGACAGAAAGUGUGAUCAGAGCCUUCAACAUGAGCGACAGGCUGACAGUGGAGCAUGAAAACAACGAUAAAGGCAUCAAGAUGGCCCUGGAAGAUUGCAAGGAUCUGUUGCAAUCUGCAAUCGAGAGUCUCCAGCUGAGCACCGACAUGGUUCGCAACAACAACGUCCAAGCCGUGCAUACCCAAACCGCUGAUUUCAAAAACUGGCUGAGCGCGGUUAUCUCGUACCAACAGGCGUGCAUGGAGGGUUUUGACGAUGGGCAAGAGGGAGAGAAGAAGAUCAAGGAGCAGUUGCAUACACAGAGUUUGGACAACGUGCAGAAACUCACCGGCAUCACCCUUGACAUCGUCAGUAGCUUGUCUCACAUCCUCGAGCAGUUUGGCUUCAAGUUUAAUCUCAAACCUGCCUCUCGCCGUCUUCUCUCCGUUGAUAACCAAGGCUACCCCACAUGGUUCUCUGCUGCCGAUCGCAAGCUCUUGGGUCAGCUUGAACGCAAGGGAUGGAGAUCACACAUUGUCCCUAACGUUGUGGUUGCCCAGGAUGGCUCUGGUACGUUCAAAACCAUUGCUGAGGCCAUUGCUUCCUACCCUAACGGCUACCAGGGUAGAUACAACAUCUAUGUCAAGGCUGGUCUCUAUGAUGAAUACAUCACCAUUCCCAAGAACGCUGCCAACAUUCUCAUGUACGGUGAUGGCCCCGGAAAGACCAUUGUCACUGGCCGCAAGAACUUCGCUGAGGGCGUCAAGACAAUGCAAACCGCCACCUUUGCCAACACUGCUCCCGGCUUCAUCGCCAAGGCCAUGACAUUCGAGAACACCGCUGGCGCAGAGGGUCACCAAGCCGUCGCUUUCAGAAACCAGGGUGACAUGUCAGCCGUCGUAGGUUGCCACAUCUUGGGCUACCAAGACACCUUGUACGCUCAGACCAACAGGCAAUUCUACCGCAACUGCGUCAUCUCCGGCACCAUCGACUUCAUCUUCGGCGUCUCCACCACCCUCAUCCAGCACUCCGUCAUCAUCGUCAGGAAGCCCCUGGACAACCAGCUCAACACAGUCACCGCCGACGGCACCUCCGAGAAGAACAUGGCCACCGGCAUUGUCAUCCAGGACUGCAACAUCGUCCCUGAGCAAGCACUCUUCCCCGUCAGGUUCCAAAUCAAGUCUUUCUUGGGCAGGCCUUGGAAGCAGUACUCCAGGACCAUCGUCAUGGAAUCCAACCUCGGUGACUUCAUUCAUCCCGAAGGCUGGUGCCCUUGGGCUGGUGAACACUUCGAAGACACCUGCUACUAUGCCGAAUACAACAACGAAGGUCCUGGUGCCAAUGUCUCCGGAAGAAUCAAGUGGAAGGGUUACCGUGGCCUCAUCUCCCGCGACGAGGCUUCUCAGUUCACUGCUGAAAAGUUCCUCCAAGCUGGUGCAACCUCUAGUACUGAAUGGUUGAAGGCUCUUCAUGUUCCUCACGCCCUUGGAUUCGCCAAAGCCUAAUUCAUUC